AUGGUUGUCAAUUGGCAAUUGCUGAUCCUCCCACAUUAUUAUAUGGUCUGGCGACAAACGGCCGAAGAACGCGAAGCCGAGCGGCAAGCGGCAAACAGACUGAUGCUUUCGCUUCAAGCCGAGGCCCUAUCAAAGGGCUACAUGAGCGAAGGCCCACCCCCUCAACCCGGUCCUGGAGACACAGCGCUCAGCGCCUUGCAGAAUCUCCAACCGUGGGCUGGACCCUACAGUGCUCCCCAACCAGCUUUAGCGGAAUCUAUGUGUUAA
Molecule: messenger RNA, 267 nt
Organism: Diabrotica balteata
Lineage: Eukaryota; Metazoa; Arthropoda; Insecta; Coleoptera; Chrysomelidae
Source: the annotation of a GenBank genome assembly